This is a messenger RNA of Amphimedon queenslandica, 742 nucleotides long. Its product is annotated as EGF domain-specific O-linked N-acetylglucosamine transferase-like. The record is from RefSeq and is a predicted model, not a curated record. NCBI's taxonomy places the organism in Eukaryota, Metazoa, Porifera, Demospongiae, Haplosclerida, Niphatidae. The coding region runs from base 1 to 732 and encodes 243 amino acids. The transcript is spliced from 7 exons.
AUGGUUGGGUUGUGGGUACUGGCUGGUAUCAUUGCUUUCCUGAUUGUGGAGAAGUUUGUGAGGACGGUGAAAGGAGGAGGACAUCAGCAAAGAAAGAGAAAGAGGAAAAGAAGAGAAAAGAAUGGCUCUAGUCUCAUUUGCUCUUCCAAUGCUAGAUACUGCAAAGCCAAAAACUUUUAUUUGGACUUGAGAAGAUUUGAUGAGUUCGCCACAAGACAAGGCGACACUUACAGGAGCUUUAGAGAGAAUAUCUUUGAGCCAGGAGAGGUUGGGGGACACUGUAGACUGGACAAGCCGUUGCUAAGAGAACAGGGCGGGCAUAAGUCUCCAUUACAGUCCUGGUAUGCCGAACUGGAGGAGUAUAACGGCUUUGAUUCUGACCCUUUUGAAACUGGAGGGUGUGAUCUUAUUAUUGAUAAACCGAGCGUGUUUAUUAAGCUUGAUGCUGGUAUUAAUCUUUAUCAUCAUUAUUGUGAUUUUUUCAAUUUAUACGCAUCGCAGCACAUCAACGGGUCCUUUGAUGAUGAUAUAAACAUCAUAUUUUGGGACACUUCUUAUUCGAUAUACAGAGAUUUAUUCAUUGAGACUUGGUCUGCAUUUACUUCUAAUCCACUGAUGAAAUUGGCAGACUUUGCCGGGAAAAGAGUCUGUUUUAAGGAUUUGAUGUUCCCCCUACUAGCUAGAAUGAGAGGUGGUCUGUAUUAUAAUACUUACAUUGUAAGUGUAAUAUGAUUGGAAAGAA